CCACUGACCAAUCAGCAUAACCACAUUAAAACCCACCAGCACCACCAUUUCUUAAAGUGGCAAUAAAACGUCCAGAUUCAUUCACGUCAUACCUCCUCUAUAUUUUUCUUUCUUUAUUUAUUUAUUUAUUUAAUGCGGCUAUGUAUGUAUGUAUGUAUGUACGUAUGUACGUAUGUAUGUAUUGCAGAAAGAACCAGUUGUUGGUCAUUUACUGACUUCAGUAAUCUGCCUGUGUUGUUUUGAGCAGUUGAGUUGAAGUUAAAAGACAGAUAUAACAUUAAUAUCAUUUUCCUAUAACUACAAUCUACAUGGUGAAGAAAUGAAGAGUGUAUGCCUGUAGUUUGAAUGCGUCUGUGAAUUUCAGUGAUCACCACUCCGUGAUUUACGUAACAUUAUAGCAUCUCCGGCCUGUAUCUACCAAAGGUUAAUGAAAAUGGAAAAUACUCCACCAUAUUUGAGCAAGACAACUGAGCUGGACUGGAAAAGCCAACUCCAGUCUCGUCACAGUCGAAGAAGGACAAGAUGCAUAAAUGAAAUUCUGGUAAAAGAAAAAUCAAGUCAGUUGGGUCUUAAUGAUUUCUCUUCUAACACUUUGUUUAAUAGUUCUGGGAUUCUUAAGAGAAAUUACAGCUAUGAUAGUAGUGUCUUGUCAGACUUGCCACCAAGCCCAACAUCAUCAAGUGAUGAAGAUUUUCUAACAAUGAAUUUAAUGAAUACUGUUAAUAGAGUACUCAAGAAACGUAGUCAAUCAGUACCUGCCUUACUACAGAUUGACAUAUACCAAGACCGUGCCAUGCGGCUGAUGAGGAAACGCCAUGGCAAAAUAUUUGAAAAACGGAAAGUUCUUGAUGAUGAUACAUUUGAUUCCUUUGACAAUUCACCAAAUGACAUGCAAGAAUUUUCCCUCAGUAGCCCACAGGAUUUUGUAUUUACCUUUGAUUAUAAUGAAAUCAGCAAAUUAAACAAGGAGUUACUUUCUAUGGACAAUAAUAUUGAAGAAAGUUUGAGUGCUGAAAAAUUUCCUGAAAGCCCAGAUAGAGUUUUAUUAUUUAGUGACUCUGAAAACAACAAUAUUUUCCAUAUAACACCCAGUAUGGUAAAGUCCUUUGAAAUCCAACGGGAAAUCCGUCGUAAAAGACGGAGAAACAAAGGAACACAUAGUUUUGAUGACACUUGUUUACAUAGAGAAUCUUGCUGAAUUUUGGGCAGUAUGCAUUUGGCAAGAGAGUCAUUCCACAAACUUUGUAAUGUAAAUAAUGCUAUUAAAUCAGGAAGAUUCAUAUACACAUACACAAAUCUAUUCACAUAAAAGAAAGAUACAAUUAGGAACCAAAAAUAUUUAAAGCAUGUGUAUGUAUGUACAUAGUUACAUACAUAUAUACAAAGCUAUAGCUGACCUUACUUCAUCGUGGGCCACCAUCUUGAUGUUAAAUACAAGGAGUGAUUGCAUUAUUAAAGAUAGAAUACAGUAUUGCAGAGGUAUAUUCCAAGAGGACAGCCUCUCUGUGAUGUUGUUUAUCCUUUCUGGAAACUCCUUGUCAUUCAUGUCAAUGAAGUCUGAAGGAUAUCUCACUGGUUCACAAGAAAAAAGAAAUACCAAAAUUAUACACCAUUUCUUUGUAGAUGACUUGAAAAUAUAUGCAAAGAAUGUGCAUGAAAUGAAAAGAGCCUUGACCUGGUGACAACAUUCUCAAAGGAUGUGGGGUUGGAGUUUGGUCAGGAUAAAUGUUGCUAUAUGGUUAUGAAAAGAGGGAAAACUGUAAAACAGACUAACAACAUCUCCAUCAAUGACCUACCUGUUUC
Molecule: messenger RNA, 1803 nt
Organism: Octopus sinensis (East Asian common octopus)
Lineage: Eukaryota; Metazoa; Mollusca; Cephalopoda; Octopoda; Octopodidae
Exons: 2
Coding region: 428-1198 (256 amino acids)
Source: RefSeq, a predicted model, not a curated record